AUGGGCGCAAUCAAGAGAGUCGCAGUCAUCGGCGCGGGGCCGGCGGGGGCCAUUGCCAUUGAUGCGCUAGCAAAGGAGAAGGCUUUCGACGUCAUUCGUGUGUUUGAGCGCCGGGAGGCGAGCGGCGGGUGCUGGAUUGGCGACAAGGAAGUGCCACCUCACCUCACCGACUUCACCUCCCUCGCCGACCGCACCGCCGACAGACCCAUCCCGGUCCCGGAGUCUUUUCCGGCGCAGACCCCGACACAGAAGACUCCGCGCUUCACCGAGUCCGGCAUCUACCCGUACCUCGAGACCAACGUCGACGCAAUCCCCAUGUCCUUCUCGGACGCUCCCAUCUCAGAGGAGCGGACACCCAACUCAAUCGCCCUGCACGGCCCUUCAACGCCAUUUCGUCACUGGACCGUCAUGAGAGAUUACGUCCGGCGCAUUGUCGACGAGUAUGAGGGCUUUGUGUCUUAUAACACCACCGUUGAGCUGGCCGAGAAGGUGGGGGAUGAGUGGAAAGUUGUCCUGAGAAAGGAGGGCAAAGACUCGGAUGAGUGGUGGGUUGAACGGUUCGACGCGGUUGUCGUCGCGACGGGACACUACUGGGUUCCCUACGUCCCCAAGAUUGAAGGCCUCGAGGAGUUUGAGAGAGCUCGCCCGGGCAGUGUCAUCCACAGCAAACACUACCGCGGAAGGGGAGAUUUCUGUGGAAAGCGCGUCGUGAUUGUCGGCGCCUCCGUCUCAGGAGCCGACAUUUCAGUUGACCUCAUCAACACAGCAAAGCUCCCCAUCUACUCCGUCGUGAACGGGCGCAAGGCCAACCUCUAUUUUGGCGACGGCGCCUUUCACCACCCCAAAAUAUCCCGACAGGCCACAAUUUCACGCAUCGAGGGUCGGACGGUGCACUUUAUAGACGGCACGUCGGUCUCGGACGUCGACAGCAUCAUCUUCGCGACGGGCUUUACCUGGACGCUGCCCUUCCUGCCAUCCGUCGAGGUCCGUAACAACCGCGUAACGGGGCUUUACCAGCACGUCAUCUACCACCGCGACCCGACGCUCCUAUUCAUCGGCGCCGUGGCAGCGGGCCUGACGUUCAAAAUCUUUGAGUGGCAAGCCGUCCUGGCGGCGCGCGUGCUUUCCGGAAGGGCGAGACUGCCGCCGGCGGAAGAGCAGGCCAAGUGGGAGGCCGAUCGCGUUGCGGAAAUGGGUGACAAGUUUCCACUGGUGCACCCGCACUUUGAGGAGUACUUUGAGACUGUGCGGGCGCUGGCGGGCGAGCCCGAGAACGGCGUCGGGAGACGGUUGCCGCCGUUUGAUCCCUCAUGGUUCCAGGUGUUUCUCGACGGGUUGGAAUUGAGGAGGCAAAUGUGGGUGAGACUGAAUGCGAAGGCACAGGAAGAACUUUUGCAAGCAGGUGGGCUUGGCGCGACAAGCGAAGCGCUCUUGGCAGAGAAGACCCCCCUUGUAACCGCGAUAGAAACCCCUCAAGAAGUGGCGUAG
Colletotrichum chrysophilum is the source of this 1488-nucleotide messenger RNA. RefSeq lists its product as uncharacterized. Lineage: Eukaryota; Fungi; Ascomycota; Sordariomycetes; Glomerellales; Glomerellaceae. The transcript has 3 exons. Gene Ontology annotation, molecular function: N,N-dimethylaniline monooxygenase activity; flavin adenine dinucleotide binding; NADP binding. The coding region runs from base 1 to 1488 and encodes 495 amino acids. The record is from RefSeq and is a predicted model, not a curated record.